Humulus lupulus (European hop) is the source of this 4497-nucleotide messenger RNA. RefSeq names its product protein NLP8-like. The record is from RefSeq and is a predicted model, not a curated record. Gene Ontology annotation, molecular function: protein binding; DNA-binding transcription factor activity. Lineage: Eukaryota; Viridiplantae; Streptophyta; Magnoliopsida; Rosales; Cannabaceae. The coding region runs from base 864 to 3779 and encodes 971 amino acids. The transcript has 6 exons.
UCGUUUUUAUUUUCUUUGUUGCCAAACAAACAGUUUUUGAAAGAAAAAUAAGAAGCUGUGUACUUACCUAAACAGUUUCACCUUUCCAUUUUUUGGUAUUCUGUUUCUCUCCGAGUCGUGUCCGUCUUUGAUGCAACAGUCCAAAUCCAUAGACGGCAAGCCAAAUCCAUUGAAUUGAGCUCUUUAGGGCUUUCCCUUUCAUAGUAAAAUCAGCAGACGUCAGUGCUCCCGGCCGCAAUUCUUCCCUAUAUUGUUUCACCCGACAAACAGUGACGUUUCUGUAUGGGGAUUUGUACGGACGAAACCGAGUUUCGAGGGUUGUGGUUCUGAUUUAUUUUUAGGUUUUGGGGGAUUUUUGAGUCGGUUUGGAUCCACUGGAAGCUUCCUGUUGAGAAUCUGAUCCUUAACUUUGUGUCCGGUUCGUUCUAGAUUGAGUGUGGCGGUUUAGCCGAGCUGUAUUCACUCUCACUCUUCUAGGGUUACCUUUUUUUGUCCUGAAGCCUUAUCGUUUAUGUUAGUUUCUAAAUUCAACUCAGUAUUUGGUCGUGUUAGUGUUUCAUUCUUAAUUGUUUAUUUUUCGUCUGUGGGUGUGAUAUCAAAAGUGAAUUAACUUUCUGGCUACUGCAGGGUUUUGUACUUUCUUUGCCAAUAAAGUUUGGCUCUGUCGUGAAGUGGGCUCGUGUGUUUGAUACGGGUAUUUGUUAGUAUUUAUAGAAAAUGAAAGGUGGACUCAUGAAAAUCACCGAGAGUCUUGAUAUAGUUGUGGGGAGAGAUGGUAAAGAUAUAAGAGUUUUCAUAAGCGUCUGCAACUUUUGCGAACUCUAGCGGUUUAAAAUUUUAUUUUCAGUGAUUUUGACCAGAAAAUGGAACAACCCUUCUCGUCUAAAGAAAGGGAAAAUGACUAUUGGUCAUCUUCAAGGGCGCAGGUGGAGAGUUUGCCAUCGUCUGAUGGUGUCCCCAGGGGUAUGCUACCUGAGGAUGUGUUUAAUAGUUUCUCAGAGCUUCUGAGUUUUGAUACUUAUGUUGGAUGGUCCAACAAUCCUACAGUGACAGAUCAGGUCUCUGCCACUUAUGGAUUGUCUUCAUUUCCAUCAACUAUAUAUACGCCUCAGGAUGGCUCAGACUUUAUUGAACAGGAUGUCGAGGCACGGUCUGUCACUGAAGUUGGAGGAAAUCUCAACUUACCAAGAAGUUCCUUCGAUUAUGGUGAAAAGGUUGUAUUUCAGCCAGAAGAUACUCAGUUCGAGGCGUCAGCACAUUCCAAUAACGGUAGUGAUUCAGUUGCUAAACAAAAUAAUGGUUUCUUUCAAGAGAACAGUGAGAUGGAUAUGGCGAAUUCAACUAUCCAGAGGCCAGCUAGAUUUUCACUUGAUGAAAAGAUGCUGAAAGCACUAUCCUUUGUCAAAGAGACUUCUGGUGGGGGCAUUUUGGCACAAGUCUGGGUUCCUGUGAGACGUGGUGACCAGUUAAUCUUGAGCACUUCUGAGCAGCCGUACUUGCUUGAUCAUAUGAUGGUUGGGUACCGUGAAGUGUCAAGGAUGUAUACAUUCUCUGCAGAAGGGAAGCCAGGUUGUUUUCCUGGGCUUCCUGGUCGUGUUUUCCAGUCCAAAAUCCCAGAGUGGACCUCGGAUGUUGGUUAUUACAAGAAAAAUGAGUAUGUAAGGGUGGAACAUGCAUAUGAUCAUCAUGUCCGUGGUUGUAUUGCCCUACCAGUUUGUGAACCUGAUCUUCGAAUGACAUGCUGUGCUGUAUUGGAAAUCGUCACUACAAGAGAGAAACAGAAUUUCGAUGCUGAGAUUGAAAUUGUUUCGAAUGCCCUCCAGGCUGUUGAUUUGAGGAUGAAUCAACCUCCUCGACUUAACCCCCAGUGCCUCUCAAAGAACCAAAAGGAUGCAUUAGCUGAGAUAAUUGAUGUCUUACGAGCUGUAUGUCAUGCACAUAGAUUGCCCCUUGCUUUAACUUGGAUUCCUUGUUACGGCGAAGGAACUUCUAAUGAAGGGGCUGGCGUACGUGUCAAAGAGGGUAAAUCAAGUUCGAGUGAGAAAUGUAUUCUGUGUGUUGAGAAAGCAGCGUGUUAUGUUAAUGACAGAUUGAUGCAAGGUUUUGCACAUGCAUGUGUAGAACACCAUCUUGAAGUAGGGCAAGGUUUAGCUGGAAAAGCACUUCAAUCAAAUCUUCCCUUUUUCUUUCCAGAUGUGAAGACAUACGAUAUAAGUGACUACCCGCUGGUUCACCAUGCACGAAAGUUUGGUUUAAAUGCGGCUGUUGCAAUUAGGCUUAGAAGCACCUAUACAGGUGAUUGUGACUACAUACUGGAGUUCUUUCUUCCGGUUAAUAUGAAGGGAGCUUCAGAACAGCAACUUUUGUUAAACAACCUCUCUAGUACUAUGCAAAGAAUUUGCAAGAGUUUGAGGACAGUUUCAGAUGUAGAAGUUGGAAUUAUCUCUCAUGAUACAUUUCAGGAGGGAUCAGUCCCAAACUUCAUGUCUUUGCCAGGGGAUAGUUCCAAGAUGGCACAAUCAGACAAUGACUUGAAUUCAGCUAAUGAACUUCCCUUGAAGCUGUCUGCGAGAAAAAAUGAGGCUCAUGAAGCAGAUAGUGUCCAUGAACAGACAACGAGGGGAACAAGAAGACAGACAGAGAAAAAGCGAAGUACGGCAGAGAAAAAUGUGAGUUUGAGUGUUCUUCAGCAAUAUUUCUCUGGCAGUCUUAAGGAUGCUGCAAAAAGUAUUGGAGUUUGCCCAACUACACUAAAAAGAAUCUGCAGACAACAUGGGAUCUCAAGAUGGCCAUCUCGUAAGAUAAACAAGGUAAACCGUUCAUUAAAGAAGAUACAGACCGUGCUUGAUUCUGUUCAGGGGGUAGAGGGAGGUUUGAAGUUUGAUCCGACUACUGGGGGACUUGUGGCAGCAGGCUCAAUAAGCCAAGAAUUUGAGUCACAGAAGAUUCCCUUUUUUGUUGAGAAAACUGCAUCUCUGCAAAACUCAGAUCCUACGUUGACUGUCAAAUUGGAAGAGGAUGAGUGUUGUACAGAUGGAAUCAAUUCAAAUUCUUAUAAGAUCAGGAAUCCCAAUAUCAUCACUCCGACUAAUUCUACUAAAGACUCCAAGAUUGCAAUAAAAGCUGGAUCAAAACCAGUUAGUGGAGCUUUUUCUGAAAAGAUUUCCCUUGGUUCUUAUCAUGCAACAGAAGGCAUGACAUCGAGUCACAGCAAGUGCAGUUCAAAAUUUGAGAAUUCUGAUGGACACCAUGUCUCUUGGAUUUCGGGCUCUCUAGCUGUGGGUAAUGAGAUGGAUACAGCAGAGGAUGGAGAAAAUGCCGAGCUUGUUGAACAUAACCAGCCAGCUUCUUCAAGUAUGACAGACUCCUCAAAUGGCCGUGGUUCGAUGUUGCAUGGCAGUUCAUCAAGCUCUCAAAGUUUUGAGGAGCACAAGCAUCCUAAAGGAAAGACGAGUUGUGCUGACAGCUGCUCUAAAAUAAUUGUGAAAGCUACUUACAGAGAAGAUACUGUCCGGUUCAAAUUUGACACUUCUGGAGGGUGUUAUCAACUGUAUGAAGAAGUUGCAAAGAGGUUCAAGUUGCAAACAGGGACCUUCCAGCUCAAGUAUUUAGAUGAUGAAGAGGAAUGGGUGAUGUUAGUAAGUGACAUGGAUUUACAAGAAUGUCUAGAGAUAUUAGAUGAUGUUGGAACCCAAAGUGUGAAGUUUCAAGUUCGCGAUAUGCCUUGCGUUGUGGGAAGUUCUGGUAGCAGCAAUUGUUUCUUGGCAGGAGGGUCAUAAUAGACUGCAAAGUAAAGAAAUCGAAUUUCUUUGUUCUUUUUCGUUUUCUUUUACUUGGGGGACUCCGCACAAAGCUAUGUAGGUUUUACUCCACUAAAGGUGAAGCAAUUCUCAACAAAGGUAAGAGGAGGAGCAUUCUGUAUUUUGAGGAUUAGACUUUUUUCUUCCCGGAAUCUCGUAAUUCAUCAUCAACCAAUCAUAUGAGAUAGACACAUCAAUCUAAUGAGCUUAUGUUGGAAUUGGAAGAAAAUUACCAUUUCGGAAUGAUGGUAUUUAUCUUACCUGAUAAGUUGUUAGAAUUUUUAAGGGUUGAAGUUGAAGAUAUCAUCCAUAUGAAUCUCCAUUCGUUUUGGCAUAUAAAGGUCCUUAUAUGCUGUAAUUAGCUAUAAAAGUAUGCAGUCAUACUCAUAGCAAGAAGAUGGGCAUGCUGCCCCAAGCUAGUCCUGUGCAUAUAUACAUGUAUGAUAAAGAAAAUAAAACUACGUAGCUUGAGCUGUUUAUUUUGCUUGUUUAGUGGUAAUGCAGUGGAGAAGAAAACUGUCAGGUGUUAGCAAAAAUUCAAUGGCUUGUCGAAAUAGUUUAGCAUGAGCUUAAAAUUUGUAAACAUUCAAAUCUUAACAUCCUGCUCGUGUUAAAGAUUUUACUCCUUUUGUUUGUAAAUAUAUUUUGGUACAAAUGCCUAGAGGACAUUCCUCAUAUUAUUUUCUUUGCCCUUCUA